Messenger RNA from Crotalus tigris (Tiger rattlesnake), 1772 nucleotides. RefSeq names its product olfactory receptor 10K1-like. Gene Ontology annotation, biological process: G protein-coupled receptor signaling pathway. The record is from RefSeq and is a predicted model, not a curated record. NCBI's taxonomy places the organism in Eukaryota, Metazoa, Chordata, Lepidosauria, Squamata, Viperidae. Bases 555 to 1499 code for a protein of 314 amino acids. Gene Ontology annotation, molecular function: G protein-coupled receptor activity; olfactory receptor activity. Gene Ontology annotation, cellular component: membrane. The transcript has a single exon.
UUUGUGGCACUGAUGGCAAUCAAUAUGAAACAUUCUAUCACCAGAUUUAUAUUUUAAAAGCCUAAAAAGAAAGAAAUUAGUAUAAUUUGGGCUCAGUUUCAUGUUUUUUUUUUUUACUGUGCUACUCAAUUUCAGAAAAAAAAAUGGGGGAAAGCUUGUCUCUGUGGUAGUAAUUUUUUUUUUUGCAUAAUUAAUUGAAGCAGGAAUGUUAUACAUGGAUGGCUAGGACUAGUAGCCACACGAAGAAGAAAUAUUAACAAUUUGGGUGAGAUGGCAUUAGCUAUCUGAAUGUUGCUCAGUAUCUUAUAUUAUUUUGCCUUAUAUUAUUAUUAUAUUUGUCUACAUUAUAGACAAGGAAAGCUAUUUUACCUGGUGUCCCUGCUGACAUAUAGUGGAUUGCCUGCUUCAUGCAUGCUUGUCUUUUCUGUGAAAACCCUAAAAACUGAAGCAAAGAUCACAUUUAGUUUCAUUUGAAAUGACUGAAGGAUCAUCUUACAAUUUAUAAAUAUCUUCCCCGCCUUUUUCUUGACAAUUUUGACAAUUUUAUAUCUGGUAUGAAAAAUAGUAAUGACAGUUCUGUGAAUGAUUUUCUCUUGCUGGGCUUUUCCAUUCUUGGAAAGAAAUCAACUUUACUUUUGGGGAUUUUCUCCCUCACCUAUGGCACCAUCCUGGCCUUCAACAUCACUAUCAUGUCAGUCCUAUGGCUCGACCGGACUCUGCAUUGUCCAAUGUACUUUUUACUUUUUGCAUUAUCUGUCUCAGAAACCUGUGCUACCUUUGUCACUGUCCCCAAACUUCUAUUCCUUCUGUUGACCGGCAGACAGUCCAUUUCCUUUGUUGGAUGUGCCAUGCAGAUGUUUUGCUUUUUUAGUUUGGGAGCCAACAACUGUUUCCUUUUAGUCGCUAUGUCUUAUGAUCGGUAUGCAGCAAUUUGCUACCCACUUCAGUACCAAGUGCUGAUGGAGAAAAGGGUUUGCAUCAAACUAGUAGCUGCAUCAUGUCUAACAGGGUGCUAUAUAUCUCUGGUUAUUUGCAUCCUUAUUUUCAGGUUGCCUUUUUGUGGGCCAAAAGAAAUCCAACAUUUCUUAUGUGACAUUUCACCUGUGCUGAGCCUGACUUGUACUGACACUUCCCUGACUCGUCUGGUGGUGGUUCUUUUAUGUGCUGUUGUUUUGCUGGGCACAGUCCUAUUGAUCUCUGUUUCAUACGCCUAUAUUAUUUCUGCUAUCCUAAGGAUCUGCUCCAGUUUGGGAAGAAAAAAAAUGUUCUCCACCUGUGCGUCCCAUCUCAUUGUGGUGAUCACCCACUUCAGUUGUGCUUGUUUUGUGUAUUUGAGACCAAAAGCAGCUUCUUCACUAGGUCAAGACACAUGGAUCUCAACCGUUUUUGUCUUUAUAACCCCUCUGCUGAACCCUUUGGUUUAUACCUUGAGAAACAAGGAAGUUAAAUUAGCCAUUCAAAAAUUGCUAAGGAAUUUGUUUUGUUCUCAGAAUCUCUAACCAAAAGAGGUGAUUUUGAUGUAAUUUAAUGGGGUGUGUGUGUAUGCAUCUUAAAGUCUGAGGAAGCUCAGAGCCAAGACACUAGCAUAUAUUGGAAUAGUUUUAAUACAGACCACUGAAAAGAUAGACAAAUAUUAUGCAAUAUUUAAGUGCAGUCUUUAGAGCAAAAGGUAGUGUUGAGCAUAGCACUUAGACUUAUAGUAUAUACAGCUUCAUGGUGUUUUACAGCCCUCUUUAAGCAGUUUGCAGAGUCAGCAUAUUGCCCCCAACAAU